Microthlaspi erraticum is the source of this 543-nucleotide messenger RNA. Lineage: Eukaryota; Viridiplantae; Streptophyta; Magnoliopsida; Brassicales; Brassicaceae. The record is from the annotation of a GenBank genome assembly.
AUGGAUUUCAUCAAGACCAGUUCCCUGCGUGCUCUGAUUGAGUUAACUUUCCAACGCAACUGGAACGGCCUCAUUUGGAUGAGUAGAAAAGGAGUUAUAGCCAAAAGAGUGAAGACUGCUCCAGACGGCUCUAUCGAGAAUCAGCGCCGAACCGCGCAGACCGGCUGGCCGAGGAACGAAUGUUCCGCGCUCGGCCAAAACCCCCGCGGUCGGCCACGCCACAACGCCACGCCAGCCGCGCACGACCAGCCGCGCGAGCCGGGAAACGCCUCGCGGCCGCGCAACCUCUCGCGUACCACGGCCGAUGCUUCCGUCCGAGCCGGGAAACACGUCCCGUCCGGCCGAGAAACCAUCGGCCAAUCUUCAUCCGUCCGACCACACCGGCCGACCGUGAAAUCAUCCGGCCACGACCGUUCCGACUCGGCCAAAGACCCGACUGUCCGGCCGAUCGUCCCGACCGACCGUCCGAACGCCGCGGUCGACCCGAAGCCGUUUUUGAAGCCCAAUCCGCACAAUUCAAGCCCAAAGCCGGCGCCGACCUAG